AUGCCGCACCAUGGCGCGGUGCAAGUUUAUAGAGGCCGAACGGUGGAAGUAUCAACCUGCACCAAAUAUUUUCUAUUCGGCUUCAACACUCUAUUCUGGCUCGUUGGCCUAGCUCUUCUCGUUAUUGGCUUCUGGGCGUGGACGGAAAAAGGUUUCUUCGACAACAUUAGUGAAGUAUCCGACAUUCCCUUCGACCCAGUCGUCCUCAUCAUUUCCAUCGGCAUCAUUAUGUUUACCCUUUCUUUUACGGGCUGUGUCGGCUCGCUCCGAGAAAAUAUCUGCCUUCUCAAAUUCUUUUCCACGAUUUUGGGGAUGAUCUUUUUCGGAGAACUGGUCUGUGCCAUCCUCACAUUUGUCUACAAAGACUGGUUCAACCAAAAGUUCAAUGACUUCAUGGAAACGACGAUUAUCAAGUACCGCGAUGAUCCAGAUCUCCAGAAUAUCAUUGACUUCGGCCAAAGAAAGCUUCAAUGCUGUGGGGGUGUUCAGGGCGCACAAGACUGGGAGAGCAACAUUUACUUCAAUUGCUCAUCAAGCAUCGAGCUCAACGGCAUCGACUAUCGCCCGGUCGAGUCGUGCGGUGUUCCCUUCUCCUGCUGCGCGCAUGGUGACAUCAAUUACGACGAAAUUACGAAUACGCAGUGCGGCUAUGGCGUUCGCAGUAAGAAGGAAGCCGACUGGGGCGAAGACAUCUGGACUGAUGGGUGCAUUGAAAAAUUCGAGCAGUUUCUGAGGAGAGAAGUUUACCUAGUCGCGGGCUUAUUUAUUGGCGUCGCUCUCUUACAGAUUGUGCCGAUCUGCUUCGCGCAAAACAUGAUAUCCGACAUUGAAACCAUCAAAGCAAGCUGGCAUCGUUGA
Molecule: messenger RNA, 858 nt
Organism: Oikopleura dioica
Lineage: Eukaryota; Metazoa; Chordata; Appendicularia; Copelata; Oikopleuridae
Source: the annotation of a GenBank genome assembly